Molecule: messenger RNA, 5251 nt
Organism: Gopherus flavomarginatus (Mexican gopher tortoise)
Lineage: Eukaryota; Metazoa; Chordata; Testudines; Testudinidae
Gene: TYRO3
Product: TYRO3 protein tyrosine kinase
Exons: 19
Coding region: 437-3061 (874 amino acids)
Biological process (GO): multicellular organism development; phagocytosis; cell surface receptor protein tyrosine kinase signaling pathway
Cellular component (GO): signaling receptor complex
Molecular function (GO): ATP binding; transmembrane receptor protein tyrosine kinase activity; protein binding
Source: RefSeq, a predicted model, not a curated record
GAAGAGCCGAAGGAAUUAGCAGCAGCAACAGCAGAGGGUGCCCAGAGCGAGAGAAGCGGCCGUGGCUGCGGGGACUCCAUGCAGCCCGAGGCCAGCAGAGGGAGACCGCCCUGCCUGGCAUCCCCUCUCUUGUAGAGUGACCCGCUCUGGGAGGAGGGAGGAAAAAGCGAUCGGGAUUUUGGGGGCUUCCUGAAACUUCCCCUACACACUCCUCCUCCCCGGGCUGGCGCGGGGCAGCACCAGGGCCCGCUCCCGCCGAGCGAGCCCAGGAGAAGCGGCGUGAGAAGUUUGCACUGCAGCCUCCCGUGGGAGCUUCUUGGGAAAGGCGCCGCUUUGGGGAGGGGGGUUCCUUCCUCCUCCUCCUCCUUUCGGAGCGAGAAGCAGCCGCCAGCGUGGAGCUGGGGGGGAUGCUGCUGACGAUGAAGAUGCGGGAGAGAUGGAGAUGAAGCAGAGCAUGGGGAUCCCGGGGCUCCUGUUGCUGCUGCCGGGACUAUGGGCUCUGGCGCUCCGGGACGCCGCUGCUGAAGCAGGUAUGAAAUUGACAGGAUCUCCAAUCAAAUUAAAGGUGUCCCAGGGUCAGUCGGUGAAACUAAAUUGCAGCCUCGAGGCAAAGGAGGACCCAGAAAUGUUGUGGAUCAAGGAUGGAGCGGUGGUGCAGAGUGUAGACCAGGUGUACAUUCCAGUAGAUGAAGAACACUGGAUCAGUUUCCUCAGUUUGAAAUCCGUUGAGCGGACGGAUUCUGGGAAGUACUGGUGCCAGAUUGAGAACAAGGGGAAGAAGGAAGAAUCACAACAAGUGUGGCUCAUAGUGGACGGUGUACCCCACUUUACUGUGGAGCCGGAAGAUUUGUCUGUGUCUCCUAACUCCCCAUUCCAUAUGGCCUGUGCUGCCGUUGGCCCUCCUGAGCCAGUGACAAUUGUCUGGUGGAUGGGAGACUCCAGAGUGGGGCUUCCGGACAUCUCCCCUUCCAUCCUAAAUGUGUCAGGUAUUAACCAGAGCACGGUUUUCUCCUGUGAAGCCCACAACGUAAAGGGAUUGUCUUCUUCUCGGGCAGCCACUGUUCGGAUUAAAGCCAUGCCUCUUCCCCCUUUCAACGUGACCAUAACCCGAGUCACCAGCAGCAAUGCCAGCAUGACGUGGGUCCCAGGAUUUGAUGGCCGCUCCCCCCUUCAUUCUUGCACAGUUCAGGUUUCUGAGUCACCCGAAGAUCACGAAGGCUCUACAGAAGUUGUCCCUGUCCCUCCUUUUACCUGUGGUUUACCAGGAUUAAAGCACUCCACUAAUUAUAGUGUGCGGCUUCAGUGCACUAAUGAGAUGGGCACCUCCCCUUUCACAGACUGGGUUUAUUUUCAGACCCUAGAGAUAGCUCCAGGCAGCACUCCACAAAACAUCCAUGUGAUCCAGAGAGACACUAGCCUGGUUCUGGAGUGGGAAGGAGUGGCUCUGGACAUGCUGAAAGAAAAUCUACUGGGAUACAGGCUGGAGUGGAGUCAGGAUAAUGUCACGCAGGGGGAAAUGACAGUGCAAGAGACAAAAGCCAAUCUUACGACAUGGAAUCCCCAGAAAGACGUUAUAAUCCGAGUGUGCGUACUGAACGCCGCUGGCUGUGGACCCUGGAGUGACGCCUUAGUGGUUGCUGCCCAGGAGGUUGUAGAUGGCCAGAGACAAUUGCCAUAUGGGACAUCCUGGGUCCCUGUGGCUUUGGGCAUUCUCACUGCCCUGGUUACAGCUGUUGCCCUGGCACUCAUUCUCCUUCGAAAAAGAAGAAAAGAAACUCGGUUUGGACAUGUCUUUGGCACGGUGAUCGGCAGGGGAGAGCCAGUGGUCCAUUUCAGAGCAGCCAGGUCUUUCAACAGGGAAGGCCCAGAGCAGAUUGAGGCAACAUUGGACAGUUUAGGGAUCAGUGAUGAGCUGAAGACCAAACUCAAGGAUGUUCUAAUCCAGGAACAGCAGUUCACUCUGGGAAGGAUACUAGGCAAGGGCGAGUUUGGGUCGGUUAGAGAGGCGCUACUGAAGCUGGAGGAUGGCUCUUUCCAGAAGGUUGCAGUAAAGAUGUUGAAAGCGGAUAUCUUCACCUCAAAUGACAUUGAAGAAUUCCUGCGAGAGGCUGCCUGCAUGAAGGAGUUUGACCACCCACACGUUACUAAACUGAUUGGAGUCAGCCUGCGGAGUCGUCCUAAAGGUCGGCUCCCAAUUCCCAUGGUCAUCCUGCCCUUUAUGAAGCACGGAGACCUCCAUGCUUUUCUGCUGAUGUCCCGGAUUGGAGAAAACCCCUUUAAUUUGUCUCUUCAGACACUACUCAAGUUCAUGAUUGAUAUUGCCAGUGGGAUGGAAUACCUGAGCUCGAAAAACUUCAUACACAGGGACCUUGCUACUCGGAACUGCAUGUUGGAUGAGAAUAUGAACGUGUGCGUUGCAGACUUUGGGCUUUCUAAGAAAAUCUACAGUGGAGACUAUUACCGUCAGGGCUGCGCCUCCAAGCUGCCAGUGAAGUGGCUUGCUCUAGAAAGUCUUGCAGACAAUCUUUACACAACACACAGUGAUGUGUGGGCAUUUGGUGUGACGAUGUGGGAGAUUGUGACACGAGGACAAACCCCUUACGCUGGCAUCGAAAAUGCAGAAAUCUACAACUACCUCAUCAGUGGCAACAGGUUGAAGCAGCCCCCAGAGUGCCUGGAAGACAUUUAUGAUCUCAUGUGCAGAUGCUGGCAUUCUGAGCCCAAGCUACGCCCUAGCUUCGGAAUGCUGAAAUUACAGCUGAAAAUGAUUCAGGGGAGAAUGUCCAUGAUCUCGUCCAGUCAGGAUCCUUUAUAUGUCAACAUUGGGGAGGCCAAAGAGACUUCUGGGAGCGAUCCUGCCCUGUACACUUCAUUUAGAAAUUUGGACAGCGGAGACAACAUUGCUGGAGCAGCUGCUGCUGUCACUAGUGACUAUCGCUACAUCAUGAGCCCCUUGUGCCUUGGAAAUGACGUUGGAAGUGAAAGGCAUCCCAAUGCAGCUGAAGGGGAGGCCAGGAGCCUUCUGCAGGAGCUGGAGUCAGAAAGAGAGAGAAGUUGUUAGCUUGUAAGGAAAAGACGCUCCAGUUCUCUACAACGGGGUGUGUGCAGCUGGAUUGCCAUGUCGCACUGCUUUCUAAAGCCAGUUGGAGGAUGUUUUUAAACUGCAUGGGUAGCUAUAAUUAAGGCUACUUCUGUAGCUAGCACCAUCUGUGUGGACUGCUGUUGCAGACAGCUCAGAAAGAUCACAAAUCAUAAUAACCCUCUGGACUUUUGGGGGGGUAGGAUUAAAGGUCUAUCACAUCCAAUGGGAGUGGGUUCAAAGCUACAGCAACCAAUGAGUGUUUGUUUGCUCGGCUAAUUCUCAUUGGCUGCCACCACAGAGUCGAAUGCACAUACUAGUCCAUCAGUGCUUGCUAUUUUGUGGAUGCUUUUUCAAUUCUGGCUGUGUGAGCUUUGGACCAGUAGAUCUGGAAACACUGGCGAAUAUUUACGCUGUGGUUCAGGACAUAGGGGAAGAAAAGCCCCCUUGUGUUCACUCAGCAGUGCUGCCUAGACCUGUUGCCUACCUCAGUGGUUCUCAAUCUGUGAUCUACGGAGCUGCUUACAUACAGUGAUAAAAUAGCCAGUGUUUUUCAAGCAAUGACACUUGUUGCUAGAAGUAGCCCCACCCAAGGCUCUCUUAGAAUGUCCAGAUGCGUUUGUUGAACAACUAAACUGAAACCAAUGAAAAUCCAACACCUUUCUCCACCUUGUGCACCUUGUAUCUUUCGUUGUCUUCUGUUUGGUAUUAAUGCAGCCCUGAUCAAAUGUACAGCUGUUGUAAAAUGAGUUGGCAGGGGCAACCAUGCAAAAGGAUAGAACCAUACUUCACAGGGAAGUAAAUCGAGCUCUACAGUGGGGGCUGGCAGCAGUGCGGGGAAUCCCUCCUCAAUAACAUAAAGUGGAGAAGAAAGAAACAGCACAGAUACAAAAUGAAGGCCGGUAACCAUGCAUUGACUUCAUCAGAAGUAGGAUCCAGCAUUUGCUUUAUUGCUUUAUUUUAAUCUUCCCCCUUAACUGUCCCUCUCUUAUGUUUUUCAUGUAACCAAGCAAUGUAGGUGCCACUGAAAAGAUGUGGAAUCGUUGGGAGCAAAGAGAUCAACAAGCAGGGGUGCUGGAACAAUUUGUAUAGUGGGGGUUUUGAGAGCAAUUGAACCAAACUGUAAACCCUGUAUAUGAUGGAAAUCACUUCAAGCCGGGGGGUGUUGCUGCACCCCUAGCACCCAUGUCACUAAGGGGAUAUCUGUCUAAAAGAAGCAGUCCUCACUAUGAAAAAAUGUGAGAACCAGGGGCCUUGCUGAUUAAGAGGUCUUCAGGCAUCUGCAAAAGAUCAACCACACUGGAACAUAUUCCGUUUAUCACUGCAGCCUUCCAGUGAGGGAGAGAUUCAUAUUACAGCUCUCUCCUCCCCCCCGAAAUCAGCAUGUCAGAUACGUUAUAACUGCAAACAGUCAUGUGUCUUGUUUUUUAAAUAAUGUAAUAUUUUAAUGUAAAUGAGCAAGUGUUUUGUAUAGCGGUCCCCAGCACUGCCAGAGACGUGCAGUACACCUUACCCCGGCUGUCUGAAUGUUUACAAGACCAGGAUCUAGCUCAUCUGACUUCCUGUGCUCUGAAGAACUUUGCAGUAUCGUGCAACUUGGGCUUCCACAUUGCACUCCCCUCACAGUGAAUGCUGUAAAAUUCAAUGUUUAUACUUUGAAAUGAAGUGCUAAAGAUGGGACCAAGCUGCAAAAUUCAAAUCCAGAUCUGCAAUACGAAUACCCAAACUUUGCCGACUAUGAUUUCCAUUUUACCCAUUGUAAGAGAGGUGCUGAUAGCAAAAUUCAGAGCCACAUUCGAGUCCUAAUUUAGAACAAAGUCUGGUGUAGUUGGCGCUGGGGUUUUGAAACUCAAAACAACAAUGUCCUAAAGCUACUUCCCAGAAGUUCCACACAAUAGACAGCACCAUCUUAUAGACCAGGAAAUGUAGGAUUUUUCUUCUCUGUUUAACUGGUAUACAGAAAACACUGGUUAUAAGUGAGCAAAUAACACAUAACAAAGGGUAUUGUUUUACCACAGUACCUGUGCAGAUAUGUACAUGUUUAUUGUGAGAGCUGAAGGCCACGUUCCCUGCAGCCAGCUGGGAAAUGGAGAUGUACCUAUAGAAUCUAACUUCUGGAAGCAUCUCAUUAGUUUUUAUUCUUUUUUUAAUAAUAAAACGUGUACUGUGUCC